This is a messenger RNA of Phaedon cochleariae (mustard beetle), 1824 nucleotides long. Lineage: Eukaryota; Metazoa; Arthropoda; Insecta; Coleoptera; Chrysomelidae. The record is from the annotation of a GenBank genome assembly.
AUGACCCAAGAAAAUGCUCUUGAGGAAAAAUUGAGGCAAUACAAGGAUUUCAUAGACAGAAAAGGAGGACACUUGUACAGCUACGAUAAGACGGACAUCAUACAGUAUGCUCUUUGUGAAAGCAAGGACAGCCAUGUGUUUAAAGAGGCUUUAAAAUUGGCUAAACAUUCGGCACGGCUUUAUUUUCAGCUGCAAAAACCUUGUGAAGAACUGGACUAUUCUGAAAUCAUAAAUAUUCGAGAUGACAUCACUGCUGCUUGCUUUGUGGAUUCUCCGCAGCAUAUUCUCAUUGGAACCACCAACGGAAAAAUCAAAUUAUUCUAUGAGCAAUCCGUGAAAGAAAUCUCGAGUUUUGUGGGACACGCAGGGGCUAUUAAAAAUUUGAUUGUCAGUCCAGACAAGGUUUACUUUUUGUCUGUCUCCAUUGAUGGCACAAUCCUGCUUUGGAAAUUUGCGGCGGACAGUUCGAGGAAUAGCAGAGACUUCACUAACGAAGUUCCAAUAUCUCCGAAGACGCGGCAGUCCUACUGGCAGGACAUCCACACACCGGAUCGCGGCCAAGUCUCCCCUAGAAAACGCUUCCAAGUCCAUGACAGCGACGAUUUCCUGAUCUCGGCCGCCUUUUGCUCAGCUUUCCCCGACACAUUCCGCAUAGUGACCGGCUCGAAUCGUGGCAACGUCGUCGUGUGGGACGCCAUGAACGAGACGCAGCUCUAUCGCACCGGGCACCGGGGACUGCCCGCGCCCUGUGUGAUGUACUGCGAAAAAGAGGGCAGGCAUUUCGUCAAGUUCGCCUGCCAGGACUCCAUUUUCGUGUACGAGAUCGAGGACGAGAAGAUUUCGUUGGCGAAAUCUUUGGACACAUUCUACGACGAAGACAAGUCCGUCCACAUUUUGCUGAUAGGGUCGGAUAGCAAAACGUUGCAGCAGUGCCAGAUACAGCCAUAUGAGAGAGAGCCCCAAAUGGAAUACAUUCCGGUUUUCAUGCCGUAUUGGAAGACGAAAAAUGCUCUCACUGCUAUCGUCAGCGAAGAGAACAGGAUACAGAGCGGCGAGAUCCGCCAUUUUGAAAUCAAGACGAAGAUCGACGAGGCUCUCUGUGACGCCUCCGAGACGCCGGUGACUUACCUCAAGUGCUACGACGCUAGCAACGCGUACCAGUACCGGGGCAGGUUGGGUUCGGGCAGCAGUUCGGACAGUUUGGAUUUGUUGGACCGUCCGGAAGGAAUGGUGGUGUGCGUUUUUGGGAACGAUCGGAUUGCCGUUUUCAAGCAAGGCGAUAGGUUGGAGAGGAGCAUCCUCAAACCCCUGAUUUUCUACAAGAAUUCGCAGAUGGUGAUCGUCGAUUCGUUCUGCGGCAUCUACAAGUGGGACUUGGAUAGCGAUAAUUUCGUACAAAUCGAAAAUCGGCAUAUCUUCGAGCCGGUUUGGAAGACUUUCGACAAGUACCCAACCAUAUCUCUGGACUUGCAUGACGAUCCAGUGGAAGAUUUGCUGUUUUCGCCGAAUAUGGAGCCCAUUUUGGUCAGUUUGGGUGAGCAGAUCGCCUGGUGGAAUCUCAAGAGUUUUCUGGAGACGAAGAAGAAACGCGGAAGACCAAAAAGCAUCGACAUCUUGGACAAUCUCAGCUGCGACUUGCGCUCCAUGAACAUAUCCCUGUGGGGCGAUCGCCAGCCCUUGCCUGGCUGUUCCCACCUUUUGGCCUGCAUCAAGUUGAACGGCAAGGCCAAGUACGUGUCGGCUUCCAACGAUUUCAACUCUUUUCUAACUAUAGAUGACAACGGCAAAGUGUACAUCAUGGAGAUAGUCCAUCCCGAUUCGUAA